This is a messenger RNA of Cimex lectularius (bed bug), 2444 nucleotides long. Its product is annotated as protein msta-like. NCBI's taxonomy places the organism in Eukaryota, Metazoa, Arthropoda, Insecta, Hemiptera, Cimicidae. The transcript is spliced from 7 exons. The record is from RefSeq and is a predicted model, not a curated record. The coding region runs from base 97 to 1413 and encodes 438 amino acids. Gene Ontology annotation, molecular function: protein binding.
GACGCCAGAUUUUUUACAUGCCCUACGUCUUAACUUAACAUUUAAAAAUUGACUAUGAAUCUUUAAAACAUUAAUUAAUACAGUGAUUUUAAAAACAUGUCUGAUAUAAAUGAGCUGUUGAUGAAAAAAAAUCCCUUAUUGAAAGAUGUAAUAUGGGAAGUAAGAAACACAAAAUAUGCAGGUCAAGGGUUGUUUGCAAAAAGAAAUGUUGAAAAUGGUGAAAUAAUAUUCAAAGAAGUUCCUAUCGUUGUGGGGCCCAGAAUGACAGGACUGCAGCUUACAGCUUGUAUCGUUUGUUGUAGCGUCAAAAAGCCACUGAGAAAAUGUUUUAAAAACUGUCAUUUACCUGUAUGCAGUUCAGAAUGUGAAAACUCCCCUGAGCAUGACAAAGAAUGCAAAGUUUUAAGACAAAUAUUAAUAAAUGAUGAUUUGUGGUCAUUAAAACUUUAUCAUAUUUUGACUCAAUUGCGUUGUUUAUUGGUAGAAGAAGAAGACCGUGAAAUAAUCAAAAAAUUGCAUGCCAACUCUAAAGAAUCUGUUCGCAAAGAGAUCUAUAAAAUAAAGGAAAUUGUUGGCGAUUUUCUCAGUGAGAGUGAUGAAGAGUGGAUUGAACAUUGCUGUGGGGUCUUAAAUAGCACAGCUUAUGAAAUAACGUUUGGUGCAGAUACCCCUUUGAGCUUAAGAGGGCUUUAUCCUUUGGCAGCAAUCAUGAACCAUGAUUGUUCCCCAAACACAAGGCAUUUUUACUCAAAAGAAGAUCCAUUUAUGAUGAUAGUGGUUGCAACAAAACGAAUAGCACAAGGUGAAGAGAUAACGAAUACAUACUGUCCUCUUUUAUGGGCUACAAACAGCAGGCGAGUUUUCCUGCAUAUGACAAAAGAAUUUCUUUGCAGAUGUUUAAGAUGUCAAGAUCCAACAGAAUUUGGAAGUUAUUUGUCUGCUUUUUGGUGUAAAUGUGGUGGUACAUAUUUGCCUAUAUUACCACUUAACUUUCACUCAAAAUGGAAAUGUGAUAAAUGCAAUAGCCUGCUAAAUCCAUUAGAAGUUUCACAAAUACAGUCAAAUAUUAAAAAACUUUCUGUUGAACAAAUGGAAUCUAUUUUACACCCAAACAAUACCAUUGUUGCUCAGUUUAAAAUGGAGGCAAUACGAUCACUAGGUGAAAGGAUUGAGGAAUUAGCAACUGAAGAGUUGAUUAAAAAAGAAAAAUACGAGAGGGAAUUGAUGAUCAUAAAUGAUAAAUUGAUGCUAGGAGACACAAGAACCAAAGGCAUCUUAUCCUUGGCACUGUACAAAUCUUUGAGAGAAAAACGACGCCGAAAUGUUCAUUUUGAUGAUGAGGAGUUAAAAGCAAACUUACAAAUAGCAAAAGCUAUUUUGGGAGAAGAUAAUACAGCUCCCAGUUUUGAAUAAAUUGUUGAAUUUAUGACCAUUUUAAUUCCUUAAUAAUUAAAAUUAUAUAUUUCCUUUAUAUAAUGAAAUCACAAAACAUUUAAACUUUGUGUGUUUGUUUAGACUAUCUUAAGCCUCUAAUAAAUUGGAAUUAAAAUUUACUCUAUAUAUUAUACUGUAUAUUAUUAAUCAUGGUUAAUUCUCUUCUUCCGUCAGUAAAUUCAUCUUCCAAAAUGCUAUUUACUGCUAUUAACAAAACCCAUCUUUAUUUAAAUAAUUUAUACUCUACAGGAUUUAGUGAAAGUCAGACAAUUUUAAUAAUUUUACAUACACAAUAAAAAUAAGAGGGGGAGUCAGUGACUGCAAUGAUUAAGGCGUUAACACGGCAACUCGUCACUGUAAAGUAAAGUUCUCAGGUUCAGACCAGACUUUUUUUUUUUUUUUGACACUGAAUAUAAUUGCAAAAAUUAGAAAAAAGACUUGGCAGCAAAGGCAUCAAACAAGAUGCCGAGGUCCUUAAUAAUGUUAGCUGAAUUGAGGGGGUGCCAUUGAUUGUAUAAAUGUAGUUGCUAGAAUUAUUGCACCUUGAGAAGCGGAUAUGGAAACAUUUUGAGGUAUUGAGAUUUAGAUUAUUAUUUAACACUUAGAAUGAAGAGAAUUAAAUUGCUUUGGAGGAUGAAUUGGUCAGAAAAAGAAGAAACAGGUUUAAAGAUUUUUAAAUCAUAAGCAAAGAGAAGAAAAUGUAUAUAAUUAAGCACAGAAUAAAUGUCAUUUAUAAAAAAAAGGUCCUAAUUGAGAUCCCUGAGGAACUCCUGAAAUAGCAUUAAAUUUAAAAGAUUCAGAAAAAUUACUUUGACUAUUUGGAAUCUAUUUAAAAGAUAAGAGUGAAACCAACAGAGAAGAACGCCAUAAAAGCCAUAUGUCUCCAACUUCACAAUCAAAAUGUCAUGAUGGGCUGUGUCAUGUGCUUUUCCAAAGUCUAUGUGAAUUGAAGUGACAUAACAGCUAAUUAAUCUUUUUAUGUAAGGUCUUGGUUGAAAUGAAAAAGUUAG